This is a messenger RNA of Ixodes scapularis (black-legged tick), 3256 nucleotides long. It is a transcript of the gene CycC, whose product is annotated as cyclin-C. The transcript has 2 exons. Gene Ontology annotation, cellular component: nucleus; mediator complex. Bases 188 to 1030 code for a protein of 280 amino acids. Gene Ontology annotation, biological process: positive regulation of transcription by RNA polymerase II. The record is from RefSeq and is a predicted model, not a curated record. Lineage: Eukaryota; Metazoa; Arthropoda; Arachnida; Ixodida; Ixodidae. Gene Ontology annotation, molecular function: cyclin-dependent protein serine/threonine kinase regulator activity.
CAUCUCAAUCCAGUGCAAUCCAAUGCUAUCCGGUUCGUUGUGUGUGGUGUUUUAUUACCGGCGUCGUUGACAUGCUCUCGGUGACGGAUUGCUCUUUCGAGCGAGUGACCACCGAUCAGGCGUAUCAAUCACCCAAUUAAGGGCGAACCUAGGUCGGUCCACAGAUUAACCGAGGGCCCGGUGGAAGAUGGCGGGCAACUUCUGGCAGAGCUCGCAGUACCAACAGUGGCUGCUGGACCGGCAAGACCUUCUGCGUGAGCGGCACGGAGACCUCCAGACCCUGACCGAAGAAGAGUACCAGAAGCUCAUGAUCUUCUUCGCGAACCUCAUGCAAGCACUGGGGGAGCAGCUGAAGGUCAAGCAGCAGGUCAUCGCCACGGCCACGGUGUACUUCAAGCGCUUCUACGUGCGCAACUCGCUCCGCUGCGUGGACCCGUUGCUCAUGGCGCCUACCUGCAUCUUUCUGGCGUCCAAAGUGGAAGAGUUCGGCGUGAUCUCCAACAGUCGGCUGGUGUCCACCUGCCAGACGGUGGUGAAGAACAAGUUCGCCCACGUGUACCCGCAGGAGUUCCCGUACCGCAUCAACCACGUGCUCGAGUGCGAGUUCUACCUGCUCGAGAUGAUGGACUGCUGCCUGGUGCUGUACCACCCGUACCGGCCGCUGGUCCAGUACGUGCACGACAUCGGGCACGAAGACCAGCUGCUAUCCAUGGCCUGGAAGGUGGUGAACGACAGCCUGCGCACAGAUGUGUGCCUGCUGCACCCCCCACACCAGAUCGCCCUGGCCUGCCUACACGUGGCAUGCGUAAUCCUGCAGCGGGACUGCAAGCAUUGGUUUGCCGACCUGUGCGUGGACAUGGAGAAGAUCCUGGACAUCACACGCCAGGUACUGGGCCUGUACGACACCUGGCGCAACCUGGACGAGAAGAAGGAGCUACCGCCCAUCCUGGCAAAAGUGCCCAAGCCCAAGACACAGCCCUCCAGGCCUCCAUCACAGGGGCCUAACGACCCGCCACCCUCCCAAGGAUAGGUCUACCCAUGCCAUCCCAGGGAUGGGUCCUAUGGUGUCCCAAGGAUAGACUUGACGUUGUCCCAGGGACCGACCCAAUGUUCCAGAUAUGAAGCCUGUGUUGUCCUGGGAACGAACCUGAUGUCCCAGGGGCAGACUCAGUUUUGUUCCAAAAAAAGAUCCAAUGUCCCAGUGUUGUCUCAGGGACAGAUGUGAUGUCCCAGAGACAGACCCACCGCCCUCCCAGGGAUAUGCCCCGUCGUCCUAGGGAUAGACUCGAUGGUGUACCAGGGUUAGACCUGCCAUUGUCCAUCGGAUGGACUCAGUGUCGUCCUCGGGACAGACCUGCUGUUGUCCCACAAAUAGGCCCGAUGUCGUCCCGUAGAUGGACCCAAUGUCAUCCCAGGGAUGAAGUGGCUGUUGUCCCAGAGAGAGACUCGAUGUCAUCAUGUCGUCCCUAAUUCCAAUACGGGUCGCCCAAGUUACGGUGCAUAGAAUGUAUCUCCAAUGGUGCUCUCAGGUCAUCUUGUUUCCGCUGUGAUCCUGGUGGUGGCAGAGGUACGAGCAGCGUACACCUGUUCUGAUGUAGGUUGCCCUCCACCUUGACGGCCCACGGAAGCUUCGGCAACCAGGAAUUGGGUCGUAGUGACGACGCUUGCGUUUGCUCCUCUUUUUUGUUGGAACUCCGACUAACCGCUAGGGGGGGGGGGUUGCGACAUCCGUCAGCGUGAGGGGGCAGCUUCCCGUUACAGAAUUUGUUGCCACUUCGGGAACAAUUUCGAUGUGUGGGCAGUACAGGACGCCGAACACGCCGGUUGAAGAUGCGUUUCAGGCACCGUACCCGGGUCAUGUUUUCAUUGUGCAUUAUUUGCUGAGAAAAGAGGACGGUUUUUAAGGCUUUUUUUGAGUUAAUUCUGCAGAAAAAGGGAGGGACAUUCCAGCCCAUGCUACAAGACCCACAAACCACAUGCCUGUGAACAGUGUUGGUGAUGGACUCGCUCCAGUGAAGGAGCUGCUUCGAGAAUUACCGGACUGUGUUCAGCUUUACGCAGGUUCAGAAAAGUAGUCUACAAUAAAUACUUCUUUUUUUUAUUGUGAUCUACUGUUGAUACACUAGGGAUCACAAGCAUCCAAAUGUUUCUGUCGGUUAAUGUUCAACUCUUAAACGUUUUUCAGUUCCUUUGUAGUUAUUUUCAAGUAUAAUUCAAAAGUUCAAGCUGAUAUAUUUACAAGUUUCUGUCAGAUCUGCCCCAAGGAAAUGCUGGGCAUCUUUUUUUUUUUUUUUGUGGCAGACGAAUGAACAGUGCAUCACAAAACACCGAUAUUUUAGUGGAAGCUAGGACGUUACACUUUUUGAGUUGAAUGUGUUACCUGAAUCAAAAGCUAGAAGAGGUUUUAUGAAUGCCUGAAUGAAAGGUAGCAAACGACUGCCGGCUACAUGACACGGUGGUUCAAGUUUUUCGUCAAUCUGUGAGUAGCGCUGCCAACCAGACGGUCUGCUUCUAUUUUUAUUUCCUUGCAUAUUUUUUUUAACAAACCUACAUUCACAAAAUUUGAGUAGACAAAUGCCACCAUCUAAAGAUACCUUUGUGAAAAGAUUAAUCACACUUUACCAUUUACUUAUUUAUAUGGCUUUAAAGGCUCGUAAAUGCCUGUGCACUGCCGGAUCGUUGCGGUAAACUUGUACAAAUUUUCAAAACUUUCGGGUUCUGCUUAGAACAAUGUAUGUACCGUACGACGCUGUACCACAACGUGGUGUGGUACUUAGAACUUCUGCAAUAUAUCUUGUUUGCAGUCAGUUUGGGCAGGAUAGUAGCUUCGUUAAUUCUGCUUGUUGCCGUGCACUGCGGAGAAGCUACACUCGCAAAAUACUCGUCACAAUUCCGCAUGUGUUGCUCUGCCGCAGCAGGAUGAAAACGCACCUUGGGUAUUUUAAGAAAAUGGAACUUGUGAAUGUGGCUGCCGUGCACUAAAAUUUUUAAAAUAAGGCUGCAUUUCCUAACGAGUGGUGCGUGUCGUUGGUCAUGUUUCUUUUUUCGAAUGCAAGAUUCAAGGAAGGACGCUUUGGUGACUUGGGUAUAGGAGAAGAGUUGAUGAAUAACCUUGAUUAUGUGUAGCUGCACUGCAAUACAUAUUACUUUUAAUUAUGACUUUAAAUAGGGUUUUACGUGUACGGGGGCACAGUUAAUGACGUUUGAAUUGAAAUCAAAUUAACUUUAGGAGUGGAAUAAAACAAAUGAUCUCAAG